This is a messenger RNA of Mesitornis unicolor (brown roatelo), 328 nucleotides long. Its product is annotated as matrilysin-like. Gene Ontology annotation, biological process: collagen catabolic process; proteolysis; extracellular matrix organization. The annotation marks the transcript as partial. Lineage: Eukaryota; Metazoa; Chordata; Aves; Mesitornithiformes; Mesitornithidae. Gene Ontology annotation, molecular function: zinc ion binding; metalloendopeptidase activity. The record is from RefSeq and is a predicted model, not a curated record. The transcript has 3 exons. Gene Ontology annotation, cellular component: extracellular matrix.
AGCAUGGUGAUGGAUAUCCUUUUGACGGACGAGGUAACACACUGGCUCAUGCAUUUGCACCUGGAGAAGGGCUUGGUGGAGAUGCUCAUUUUGAUGAUGAUGAAAGGUGGUCAGAGUAUAAUCAAGAAGUUAAUUUGUUCCUUGUUGCUGCUCAUGAAUUUGGCCAUUCUUUGGGACUUGCUCACUCAAAUGUCCGUGGAGCUCUGAUGUACCCUAUCUACUCAUAUGUGAACCCAGCAACCUUCAAACUUUCAGAGGACGAUAAGCGAGGAAUUCAGAAGUUAUAUGGGAGAAAGUCACCAAACUCUUGAAGAUAGUGCUUCAAAAA